Messenger RNA from Pelobates fuscus (common spadefoot toad), 1461 nucleotides. RefSeq names its product alpha-1,4-N-acetylglucosaminyltransferase-like. Gene Ontology annotation, biological process: protein O-linked glycosylation. Gene Ontology annotation, molecular function: acetylglucosaminyltransferase activity. Bases 1 to 1461 code for a protein of 486 amino acids. NCBI's taxonomy places the organism in Eukaryota, Metazoa, Chordata, Amphibia, Anura, Pelobatidae. The record is from RefSeq and is a predicted model, not a curated record. The transcript has 4 exons.
AUGGAUAUUUGUAUCUACAGAGAUCACAUUCCCGGGGUUUACACUCAGUUCUAUUUCUAUGCAGGCCAACCUGCCACAAGUGAUAACGCAGCUGAUGCUCUCCCAUACUCUAAUUUGCAAGAAAAAAGUUUUCGGAGGUCAUCCAUCAGCAAACUCGCAGCCCAAGGAGCCUCUAAGCUUUACAGUCCUAAUUAUGUGUUAAAUACUCUGUUGCUCCAUGCUGAAUUAGAAACUUGCAGUAUUACUACAAUGCUCAGAGCUCCAAUGAUACUUACCUUGUUGCUGUCCAUGGUAUCAUUAGGAAUAAUUUAUAGAGCGAUGAUUAAACAGAACAGCAUUGAUCCUGGCAAUUAUAAAUGGCUUGGAAAUGUAAUGUUCAACACUGAUAAACAAAAAUGGAUUCAAAUAAAGAAUAUACUAUUUCAACAAUCACCUAGAUUAACUUAUAACAACUUAGAAACUACAAUUUCUAAAAGCAUAACUCAGGAUGAUAUUGCAACUGAAGGAAAUGACGUCUUCACUUCAGUCAGUACCACAAGUAAAUUGUUGAAAACUACAGACAAUAAGAUGUACAAUCAUGUAAAUCCAUCACAUGUUCUAGGACCAGGCAAUGGUAUAAUAUUUCUAGAGACUGGGAGGAGGACACAGCUACCUUCCUUGGUGCUAUGUGCAAUUGAAUCAGCUGCUCGUGUAUAUCAUGAUAGGCCAGUAGUUUUCUUUACAAAUGGAUUGUCUGAAAAUAACUCAGUGAGUGAUGAGGAUCCCACCCAAUUGAGAAUACCAUUUCUUUCAUCUUUUCCAAACAUCUAUGUCUUCCCUUUAAAACUAGAAAAAGUGUUUAAGGAUACACCACUUUUACCAUGGUACCAAAAGAUGAAUCCUAAAAAGGAGCCAUACUUGGUGAACAACUAUUCAAAUGGCUGUAGAUUGGCCCUCAUAUGGAAAUAUGGUGGCAUUUAUAUGGACACAGACAUCAUUUCUAUUUCACCUGUUCAAGAAGGCAACUUUCUGACAGCACAGAGUCCAAAUGUAUUAAAUAAUGCUGUUUUUGGACUAUCAACGCAUCACAAUUUCACAUGGAACAGCAUGGAGAAUUUUGUGAAGAACUACAAGGGAUAUGUAUGGGGAAACCAAGGUCCCUACCUAUUUACGCGUGUUCUGAAGAAAUUUUGUAACAUAUCUCGAUUAGAAAGUGUACAAGAUCAUGUAUGUGGAAAUGUCUCCUAUUUACAACCACAGCGUUACUAUCCUAUCCCGUAUCCAUCAUGGAAGAAAUUUUAUCAAAAAUCGGACAAGCUUCCAACAUUUAAUAAUAGCUAUGCUUUACAUAUCUGGAAUAAAAUGAAUCAACAGAAAAUGACUAUGGUACCUGGGAGUAAAACACUAAUAGAACAUCUCUACAAAGAGCAAUGCCCGACCAUUUAUGGAGCUCUUGCAAGAAAUGAAUAUAUUGAAAAUUAG